Fraxinus pennsylvanica is the source of this 843-nucleotide messenger RNA. The record is from the annotation of a GenBank genome assembly. NCBI's taxonomy places the organism in Eukaryota, Viridiplantae, Streptophyta, Magnoliopsida, Lamiales, Oleaceae.
AUGGGGGCAGAAGUGGAAAUGAAACUUUUUGAAUUAGUGCAGGUAUUGUCAGGCAUUUGCCGGACUGAAUAUGAUUCUUGCUUUUGUGCUGCGGCACUGUGUGCAUUCAUUGCCCCUGCGGCCGCUGGGUCUGGCAUACCUGAGGUGAAAGCAUAUCUGAAUGGUGUAGAUGCUCAUUCCAUUUUAGCUCUGAGUACUCUUUUUGUCAAGGUGGGAUUUGUUGUGGGUAAGGAAAAACCUAUAGUACACACUGGUGCCUACAUAGCCAACUUUCUUGGACAGGGAGGCUCGAGCAAGUAUCGUUUGACUUGGAAGUGGCUCAGGUACUUUAAAAAUGAUCGAGAUCGAAGGGAUUUGAUUACUUGUGGUGUCGCUGCUGGUGUCGCUGCUGCUUUCCGCUCCCCCGUUGACGGUGUUCUUUUUGCUCUUGAAGAGGCGGCCUCAUGGAUGAUGGGACAUAAUGGGUUUCCAGUUAUUGAUGAGCCACCAUUCUCAGAUGCACCAGAACUAUGCGGGUUGGUUUUGAGGGGGCUUAGGGUGGAGGAUUUGGACAUUAGUGUCGAUGAAAUGGAGAUGUAUGUUGAUCUCCAUCCAGUUACAAAUACAUCUCCAUACACAGUAGUAGAGACUAUAUCCCUUGCCACAGCUUCUGUUCUCUUUCGACAACUUGGUCUCAGACACUUGUGUGUUGUCCCAAAGACACCCGGGCUAAGAAAUUUGUCUUAUUUGUUAUCUGAACGAGAGACCUCCAAUUGUAGGAAUCUUGACACGACACGACUUUAUGGCAUGUGUUGGGACUCUACCCGCAUAUUAUUAGCUGCACAAAUUUACUCAGGCAAGUGA